Molecule: messenger RNA, 957 nt
Organism: Fusarium verticillioides 7600
Lineage: Eukaryota; Fungi; Ascomycota; Sordariomycetes; Hypocreales; Nectriaceae
Exons: 1
Coding region: 198-719 (173 amino acids)
Cellular component (GO): mitochondrion
Source: RefSeq, a predicted model, not a curated record
ACGAAUUACCUUAUUAUUCCAGCAUAGUUAUCCGUCACAAACGCUGCCGCCAAAUAAAAAUUAGCGGAUCACGAAAAGAAAAAUGCCUAUUCUGGCUUCUUUAGUAAGCUCAUGGCUCGGGAUACCCAGCUCUGAUAAAGGUUCAAUUCCCCAGGAAAACCAGGAAACUUCACCAGCCCAGCAAAGACCAUCUGCCAAUGUUUCAAUCCCACCAGCAACACCAACUCCACCAACUAUUUCUGCUGCUCCACAAAGAACAUCGCCAAUCACAGCAGCACAGCAACCGUCAUGGGACCGUUCGAUUCGACAGUUCGGUCUGCUUCUCACUGGUGCUGGGUUCCUUGCUGCAUCUGUUGCUGUAUCAAGACGUUCAGUGCUACGAAUGCGGCACGAUCUCUUCCCCAAAUUUUACACUUCCAACCGACACCGUCAAGUUUGACUCAGGUGACAGAUCUUUACUCGCUGUGCAAGCCCUUGGACUUGCCACGCUCAACGUCAUGAGCUUUGGAGUCAUGCUGGUUGGAGGCAUUUCCUGGGCAUUUGAUCUCUCCUCGAUAGAGGAAUUGAGGCAGCGGACACAGGCUGUGACCCGUAGACCCGGGAUGGUGAGCCCUGAAGAUGAAAAGGCUAUGGAGGAGUUGAUAGAGGGACUUAUGGGCAAGAUGGGAAUGGAGAAGCCACAGAAGCCUUCAAGCAUUCUCCAAGAGGAUGAGAAAUGAUGGCCUUAUGUCGCCUGUUGGGCCAAGGCGCUCCUCGAUACUACAAGGCUGAGCAGAGCUUGGCGUGUAAGAUACGAUGUAUUCAUAUUAUGCGAGGUGGAAAAUUCCAAUCCCAAAACGACCCCUGAAGAACAUUGGGCAUUCAACCAGUCGUAUUGAAAUAUCAUACAGUGAAUUUGCCCCAGAAGGAGGGAUCCCACAUAGUAAACAUGCAGCGUAAGCUCUUCAUUGAUUAUAC